Molecule: messenger RNA, 2238 nt
Organism: Meira miltonrushii
Lineage: Eukaryota; Fungi; Basidiomycota; Exobasidiomycetes; Exobasidiales; Brachybasidiaceae
Product: zincin
Exons: 1
Biological process (GO): proteolysis
Molecular function (GO): metalloendopeptidase activity
Source: RefSeq, a predicted model, not a curated record
CGACUUUCAUUCGAGGCUUUCGAUAAUACCUUUCAUCUUCAUUUACAGCCUACCGAAAAUCUCGUUCCUUCAACGGGUGCAACUGUUCGGUAUACUUCUUAUGAUCCAGAAUUAGGACGAGAUGUAAUCUCAAAAGAGGAAACAAUCUUUCCACAUGAUAUUCGUGCAUACCAUGGUGUUGUGAUGCAUAAAUAUUACACCGCCAAAAGACUUGCUGAAGAUCGGAUAGGGUUACGAAGAGAUCUUGACUCAAACACAUUCUCGGAAACGGAAGAAGGUGUGAUGGGAACAGCUUCUAUCAUUCUACACGAUGAUGGAACCGAAAGCGGAAAGCCAAGCUUUGAAGGUACAUUUGAUUGGGCAGGUAACGAACAUAUUAUCCAACUUCCCCUCAAUUACCUAUCCAGUCGAUCUGUUCACGAUCCAAACGUGAGAAAAAGAGCGAUAGAAGAUGGGUCUUUGGUCCUGCAUCGAAAGUCCGAUCGAAUGAGCUGGCCUGAAGCUCACUCAUUAAACAUUCGUACAGAAGAACAAGAUAAUCAAAUUGGCUGUAAUGCCGAUGGAUAUGACUUCAAUGCCAAUCAUGCCCUUCGCUUACCUUCCAGUAAUGAAGGUGAUCUACCCAGUCCUCUCUCGCCGUUCUCGUUCUUCGCCGUUCCAAAUCAACCAAAGCUUGGACGAAGAAGUGUGUUUCCCAAUCUACUGAACGGUGAGCUAUUUGGCAAACACUCACGUAGACAGGAUCUUGCCACUUCGACGAAUGGCUAUUCGUAUCAUCAAGCUUUCGUUAAGAGACAAACUGGUGCGGAUAUUAUGGGAGGAACAAAUAAUGAUUCAUACAUUGAUGAUAUUGGCUCUAAAGCAGGAUGUCCAAAUGCAAAUCGUGUCGUUUAUAUGGGCGUUGCGACCGAUUGUACAUACACAGCCCGAUUCAGCAAUUCUUCUGCAGCACGCAUUCAAGUUUUGAACGACAUGAAUACGGUUUCGAACAUCUAUAGAACCACAUUCAAGGUUGCUUUGGGUGUUGUUCAAUUGGACAUUCGUGAGUCGUCAAAUUGUCCUACUUCCGGUCAAGGUAAUGCACGAUGGAAUCAACAAUGCAGUGAUGCAUACACUUUGGAUCAGAGGUUGAGCGAUUUCAGUUCUUGGCGUGCCAAUCAGAAUGCCAACGGAACAGGUCUUUGGCACUUGUUAACGAAUUGUCUCUCAGGAUCCGAAGCUGGAGUUGCUUGGUUGGGUACACUUUGUAAGACAGACUCAUCUGGAUCGGGAAAUAACGUAGUAAGUGGAACGGGUGUUACUGCUGCUACCGCAAAUGAAGCUCAAACGAUGGCACAUGAGAUCGGACACAAUUUUGGAGCGGUUCAUGAUUGCAUUCAAAAUUGUGCGAUCAACGGCAAUACGGCAAGACAGAAUUCGGGAAGUGGCCCGAUUUGUUGUCCACUUUCGUCAUCGAAUUGCAAUUCAAAUGCGGCAUACAUCAUGAGUCCUUAUGCAACCCAACCUACCACGCAAUUCUCACCUUGUUCGAUCGGAAACAUUUGUACAAUGUUGGGACAAGGUUUGGAUACUUCUUGCGUUGUGGAUCCGUCCGAAAACGGACGCGAGACUUUGAGUGUUCAACAAUGCGGUAAUGGUAUCUUGGAACCAGGAGAGGAAUGUGAUGCAGGCCCGAAUGGAUCAAGAUGCUGCACAACACAAUGCAAACUUACAUCAGGAUCAGUUUGCGAUCCUGAAGGAACAACAUGCUGUACUAAUCAAUGUCAAUUCGCCAACUCAGCGACCGUUUGUCGUCCUGCUGUUGAUGAAAGAUGCGAUACUGCUGAAAUGUGUACAGGCACUAGCUCCGAAUGUCCAGCUGAUAUCAGAGAGAAAAAUGGUGAAUCGUGUGGAAAUGGAUUACAAUGUGCUGCGGGUCAUUGUACUUCUCGUGAUUUGCAAUGCAGAGAACAAUCAUCUUCAAGCGAUUUCAACUUUACACAAGCAUGUUCUGUCACGGCUGAUAAUAGUUGUUCGGUUUCAUGUGUUGAUCCUUCAAGGCCAAACACAUGCGCUGUCUUGCAACAAAAUUUCAUCGAUGGGACCGAAUGCGGUUAUGGUGGAUUCUGUCAAGGUGGACAAUGCAAAUCAGGAUCAUGGCAAGAUACGUUUAAUUCUUGGUACAGAAACAAUCUCAGAAUUGCCAUUCCAGUUACGAUCGUUGUUGGUGUUUUAAUCUUGGCAGUCUUGUAUGGAUUG